AAAAUGUCAUUAACACUUGACUAGAAUAAUUUUGGUUAAGUAUGUAGGUAUAUUUUAUUUUGACGUCAAAGUGACAAUUAAGUCUGGCAGGUCAGUGUAAAUGUAUUUUGUAUCCGUAUCGAUUAACUUGAGAAGUAGUACAUUAGUAAUAAACACGCCCAUUUAAAAGUUUUAAAAAUAUAUAAGUUAAAAAUGAGUACUACAGGGGAGCAAUUGACACUAGCUCGAGACAUUAAAAGAGCAAUAGAACUGUUGGAGAAACUUCAACAAAGUGGCGAAGUACCUGCUACGAAAUUAGCUGCAUUGCAAAAAGUGCUACAAAGUGAUUUCCUAAAUGCUGUUAGAGAAGUUUAUGAGCAUGUGUAUGAAACAGUAGAUAUUCAAGGUUCUGCGGAUAUUCGGGCUUCUGCAACAGCUAAAGCGACGGUAGCAGCUUUCGCAGCAGCAGAAGGUCAUGCUCAUCCCCGCGUUGUCGAACUGCCUAAAACGGAAGAGGGGCUUGGAUUCAACGUCAUGGGUGGUAAGGAACAAAAUUCCCCCAUAUAUAUUUCAAGAAUUAUACCGGGAGGUGUAGCAGAUCGUCAUGGAGGCCUAAAGAGAGGAGAUCAGCUUCUAUCUGUCAACGGCGUGUCAGUAGAAGGUGAAAAUCAUGAAAAGGCUGUAGAAUUAUUAAAACAGGCCGUGGGAUCCGUUAAACUUGUAGUCCGUUAUACACCAAAAGUAUUGGAAGAAAUGGAAAUGAGGUUUGACAAGCAGAGAACGGUUCGUCGCCGUCAGAAUUUUAAUUAAAUAGCUUUUACUGUGAAAGGUUUGAAUUUCACCAUUCUUAACAAUUAGUUAAGUUUCUGCACCAGACUUACUGCCUAUAGCAAAUGUUAUUGUAAUGUUUAGAAAUGUUAAGAAAAAAUAUGCAUUUUAUAAUUCUAAUAAAUGUAUUAUCUAGUAUCUGUAGUUUAGUGUAUAGGUAGUCUGUAGUGUUUAUUAAAAAAAAAUGUAGAAAUUAUCAUGCUCAUGAGGUUAUAUUAGAUUGUAAUACAAAUGAAUAAAUUAUUCAAAUAUAAUUAAUUAAAUAUAAAAAUAUACUUGCUUCUAGAAUGUCAAAAAACUACUUAUUUAUUAAGUAAUAAUUCAGAAUUAAGAAUAGGCAAAAAACUCAUCAUUUUUUUUUAAAUGGCCUGUUCAUUAUUUUAUUCUACCAGGGUGUCAUUUAUACUUAAUACUAUAUAGAAAGGAAGAUUUUUUUUGUUUGUAAUCAAUAAACUUUGAAACUACUAAACCCAUUUCUCACAUUUUCACUUACAAAAUUAGAAAGCUUCUUUAUAUCUUCAAGAAUUAACAUGGCUAUAUUUUUUUCAGUAAUAAUAGGAUUCCAGUAUGUAAGUACAUACACAAACUGAAUCCCAAGCGGGCAAAACAUUGCUUAUCUAUAGUCAUGUAGCUUUUAUAGCAUGCAAACACUCCUUUAAGGGUUUUUUUAAUGUUUGCUCGGUUGGGUAAAACAUAGCAUGUACACAAUAAAAGAAUUAUGCUUACAACAAGAAUGUCAGCUAGGUGGAUUUCAACAAAUAAAAUUAGUGGCUAUGCUUCCAAAGGAUAAUUUUGUAAAUAUUUCUAGCAUAAUUUUGAUG
Molecule: messenger RNA, 1628 nt
Organism: Nymphalis io (European peacock)
Lineage: Eukaryota; Metazoa; Arthropoda; Insecta; Lepidoptera; Nymphalidae
Gene: veli
Product: protein lin-7 homolog C
Exons: 1
Coding region: 193-789 (198 amino acids)
Biological process (GO): neurotransmitter secretion; protein localization to basolateral plasma membrane; maintenance of epithelial cell apical/basal polarity
Cellular component (GO): basolateral plasma membrane; cell-cell junction; synapse
Molecular function (GO): protein binding
Source: RefSeq, a predicted model, not a curated record